CAACCAAACGCCCCCCUACUCAUCGGUUCUUACACGCCGAAGCUUCCACGCAUCCGCGUCCCACAAAUCAGUGGCCUUGGCAGAAACCUGCGAGCAAUCGACCCAGUCAGCAUAAAGGCCGUUCAACCCCUCAAGUACAAAGAAUUCCACUGAGCACUGCGCAUUCCCCUCUGCUUCUUGCACUGCAGCGUCUUUCCGGUCUCAGUCUUCCCGUCCUCCGCGUCGUCACUCCGCGCGCCGAUGGCGGCGUCGUGGUCGGAGCUGCCGUCGGAGCUCCUGGGCGUGGUCUUCCUCGACCUGCGCUGCCUCGCCGACCGCGUCUACUUCGCAGCCGUCUGCCGCUCCUGGCGCUCCGCCGCCCGGGCCCGCGCCUCGGCUGGCACGCCGCCGCCGCAGCUCCCGUGGCUCCUCCUCCUCCCGUCCGCCGGCGCGCCCUGCUUCGUCAGCCCACUCGCGGGCUCCGCGCGCCGCCGCCUCUCGCUGCCCUACGGCGCCCACGGCGCGCGCCUCUGCGGCUCCCACCCCAGCGGCUGGCUCGCCGUCGCCGCCAACGGCUGGCGCGCGUACGCGCUAGUCAACGUCUUCUCCCGCGCGUGGGCACCCCUGCCCGACAGGAUGAGGGUCCCCAGGCACGGCAUCACGACCUGCCUCGUCGUCCGCGCGGUGGCGCUCUCGGCGCCGCCCACCUCGCGGGCCUGCGUCGCCGCCGCGCUCGUCUGCGGCGUGUCCAACCUCGCCUUCGUCCGGCCCACGAUGGACCGCCAUUGGGUGGCCUCGGAGCCCGUGCACGGGCUCCAGGACAUCCUCUACCACGACGGCGAAGUCGUGCGGGGGUUCCACGCCGUCACCAGCGACGAGGCGGUCACGGUGUUCGUGCAGGAGGGCGCCCCCGGCGCGCUCGCCCUCACGAUGGCCCGGAGGUCCUACCGGAUGCAGCGGCGACCCAACGCACCGGCGCCGAGCCCGUCUUCCGUGAGCCGCUACCUGGUGGAGUCCCGCGGGAAGCUGCUGAUGGUCGUGCGCCACUUCCCCUCCACCCAGCACGGCGGCGGCGCGGCCGCGGCGCGUGGGUUUGAGUUCCUGGAGCUGGAGGUGCAGGAUCUGCCCAGUGGCGGCCACGCGGCGUCCUGGGUGGAGCUCGACGGCGGCCUGGACGGGCGCGUGAUCUUCCUCGCGCGAGGCUGCUCCAGGGCGCUCGAGGCGUCCCAGUUCGGCGGCUUCCAGGAGGGCAUCUACUUCUUGGACGACACGGGCUUCGACAUCUCCUUGGCGCUCUCGUGCGGAGGCAACUUCCCGUGCAGCGACGUCGGUUGGUACUCGGGCCGCGAGAUCAUGCGUGGGAUCGAGGGCUUCCCGUCCGAGUUCCAGUCGACUUUCUCUGCACCGACCUGGUUUUACCCUUGACCUAGCCGGACUACUUGAGUUAUUACAUCGAUUGCUCUGCUCCACCAGUGGUAGGUACCACUUGUUCAUCACCAGUGCGCCAUGAUUGCAGCCUUGCAGAUCCAUCAUGAUCGAAGGACUUUCUUGUUGCGUUCAUACUUCAUACAGAUAAGUAAUGCUUUAGCAUUUGGCCACUAGAACAAAAGGCACACUUUGUCUAUAUUUGUCUAUUGCCACACUUUUUAAAAUUACAAAUUACAAUGAUGUAAAACCUUUGAUUAGUGGAGUCGUACAGACCUACACGCCUCGACCAAUGCGUUGAGACUUGAGAACCACCUUUGUACUGAAUUAACCAGUGGAAGCUAGAAGGGUAACCUUUCAGCACAGCAUCUUGCAUGAUUCGUAGCAGAUGCAAGCAAA
Molecule: messenger RNA, 1803 nt
Organism: Setaria italica (foxtail millet)
Lineage: Eukaryota; Viridiplantae; Streptophyta; Magnoliopsida; Poales; Poaceae
Exons: 1
Coding region: 241-1404 (387 amino acids)
Molecular function (GO): protein binding
Source: RefSeq, a predicted model, not a curated record